CAUACUACUUGUCUGGCAGGCUCGGGGUCGCGCUUUGCAAAAUAUCCGGCGGAUGCUGCGAUUCUGCGCACAGAGCGUUGGGUGGCAGCUGCGGCUCAAUGUAUCACCCUUAGACAAGCACAGUGCGAUCGGGGGAAGAGGAGGAGCAGUAGCGGCCGCCGCCGGACACCGACCACCCAUUCCCCCCACAAGAGCCGGAGCUGUCGGGCCCAAAGUAACCCAAACUAGCCGCACGGCAGCCUCCCCCGGCGAACCCAUCAGGAUUAAAAGGGUGGGGGAGAAAGAGAACCAUCAGGGUGGGGGUGAAACCGGCUGAACAGGGCGGAGAGCGCCAAUAAAGGGAAUCAAUACUAUCUGCUUGUGAGGGGUGUCAUCAUCGCUUUCUGCUAAUUGCACGGCCGCACUGUCAUUGUCUCACACCAGCUUUUCUCUCCCUCUGGGGCAACAGCGAACCCCCCCAAAAGAGCAGCGGACACAGCUGACAGUACGCACUAUUACAGAAACGCUUCAUUUCGGAGGGAGUCAGGAUUCACCCUUCAGCAGAGUGUUGUGGAACAGGCGGAGGCGAGCGGAUAGCGGGAGCUUAGGGGAUGUUACACGCUGAGAGCAUGGAUCGGGUGGAUCUGUGUGAGAGUCUGUUGACGUGGAUCCAGACAUUCCAUGUAGAUGCGCCAUGCAAAACAGUUGACGAUCUGACUAGUGGUGUGGCCAUGGCUAUGGUCCUCCAGAAAAUUGACCCAGUAUAUUUUGAUGAAAACUGGUUAAACAGAAUAAAAACUGAUGUUGGAGACAACUGGAGACUAAAGAUAAGCAAUUUGAAGAAAAUUUUAAAAGGUAUCCUGGACUAUAACCAUGAGAUUUUGGGACAUCAGAUAAAUGAUUUUACACUUCCAGAUGUUAAUUUGGUUGGAGAACAUUCAGAUGCAUCAGAACUGGGACGAAUGCUCCAGCUUAUUUUGGGAUGUGCUGUCAAAUGCGAACAAAAACAAGAGUAUAUACAAACAAUCAUGAUGAUGGAAGAGUCUGUGCAACAUAUGGUCAUGACAGCCAUCCAAGAGUUAAUGAGUAAAGAAACUCCAGUUUCCAUUGGCACAGAUGCCUAUGCUGAACUCGAUCGGCAGCUAAAAAAGGCAAAUGAAGAACUGAACGAUGCAUUGGCAGCAAAAGAAGAAAUUGCCCAAAGAUGCCAUGAAUUGGAUAUGCAGGUUGCUGGACUCCAAGAAGAAAAGAGCAGUUUGCUUGCUGAGAACCAGAUUCUUAUGGAACGAAUGAACCAAUCAGAUUCACUGGAAGAUCCCAACAGUCCAGCAGGUCGUAGGCAUCUACAGCUACAAACUCAGCUAGAACAAUUGCAAGAGGAAACAUUCAGGCUCGAGGCAUCUAAAGAUGAUUACAGAAUUCGCUGUGAAGAGCUGGAGAAGGAGAUCACAGAGUUACGGCAACAAAACGAAGAUUUAACCACACUUGCAGAUGAAGCUCAGUCACUCAAAGAUGAAAUGGAUGUUCUCAGGCAUUCAUCUGACAAAGUAUCCAAGUUAGAGAGUCAGGUGGAGUCAUACAAGAAAAAACUAGAAGAUCUGGGGGAUUUACGAAGACAAGUAAAGCUUUUAGAAGAGAAAAACACUAUGUACAUGCAGAAUACAGUGAGCCUAGAAGAGGAACUCCGGAAAGCCAAUGCUGCCCGCAGUCAGCUUGAGACUUACAAGAGACAGGUAGUUGAAUUGCAAAACAGACUCUCGGAGGAGUCAAAGAAAGCAGACAAACUGGAAUUUGAAUAUAAGAGAUUGAAAGAAAAAAUUGACAGUUUACAGAAAGAAAAAGAUAGAUUAAGGUCAGAAAGAGACUCGCUUAAGGAAACCAUCGAGGAGCUGAGAUGUGUUCAAGCUCAGGAGGGGCAACUAACCUCAGCAGGUUUGAUGCCAUUAGGUAACCAGGAGCCAACUGACAGUUUAGCAGCAGAGAUUGUUACACCAGAAAUUAAAGAGAAGCUCAUACGGCUACAACAUGAAAACAAGAUGUUAAAAAUUAAUCAAGAAGGAUCUGACAAUGAAAAAAUAUCCCUUUUACAAAGUCUGCUUGAUGACGCCAACAUGAGGAAAAAUGAGCUGGAGACAGAAAACAGACUAGUAAAUCAACGUUUGAUAGAAAUGCAGUCCCAGGUAGAAGAACUCCAGAAAUCUUUACAAGAGCAAGGAGCAAAAGCUGAAGAUUCACUGCUUUUGAAAAAGAAACUUGAAGAACACUUAGAAAAGCUGCAUGAAGCAAAUAAUGAACUACAGAAGAAACGGGCUAUUAUUGAAGAUUUGGAGCCUCGUUACAACAAUAGCUCAAUGAAAAUUGAAGAAUUACAAGAUGCCCUGCGGAAAAAAGAAGAUGAUAUGAAACAAAUGGAAGAGCGUUACAAAAAAUAUCUAGAAAAAGCAAAAAGUGUUAUUCGCACAUUAGAUCCAAAACAGAAUCAGGGAACUGGCCCAGAAAUACAAGCCUUAAAAAAUCAGUUGCAGGAAAGGGACAAAAUGUUCGUGUCUUUGGAGAAAGAAUUUGAGAAAACAAAGACGCAGAGAGAUCAAGAAGAGAAAUUAAUUGUGAGCGCGUGGUACAACAUGGGAAUGACUUUACACAAAAAAGCAGCAGAAGACAGACUUGCUAGCACGGGCUCAGGACAGUCGUUUCUGGCACGACAAAGGCAAGCAACAAGCUCUAGAAGGUCCUACCCUGGUCAUGUUCAACCCGCUACAGCGAGGUAGAAGAGACUCAUGGGAAAUCUUCAUCUUGACCUUGUAUUGCACAUGACAGCAUUUCAGGAAAUGUAACCAGUGUGCUUUUAUUUGUUCCUUAUAUUUUUACUACAAAUCCUAAUCACACAUAAGUCUUUUCUAUGAUGUUUAUGUUUUAAUUUUUUAUGUGCCAGAAAUGUUUUAUUUACCCUAAAUUAGAUGUAAGAAUUUCUGUUUGGUUAAUCUCCACUGGAGUUCUAAAUACAGAAGGGGUGAUGUACCUUGACCCCAGACAGAAGUGCAAGAGCACAAAGGGGCAACAAGCACACCCUACAUGCUGUUCUUCUCUGCAGGGCAGAAAGUGCAAAAAACAUGGCAACUGCACUUUUGUUUUGCUCCCUGCUCUGCACAUAAUAAAUGACCCCUCUAAAGCCAAGAUUGCACACUCCUGCUCUCCAUCUCUUUGGUGGCUGGGUUUUACAUCAUAGCAACUGGAAUGCUGUGACUUGCACACCGCUAAUUUAAAGCUGUCUGCAUAGAUUGAUCAGAUCUACCCUGCAAGGGGAAAGGAAUUGCCUCUUUAAAAUACCAAACACUCUGAUGCGAUUGUAUGUACAUAUCAGCAUGUGGGCAGGUUUUUCAUAUUAUUGGUAUGUUAUGGAAAAUGAAAAGCCUUGCUCCAGAAAUAUCUUGUUUUUAUGCACAGAAUGUAAUCAAGGACUUCAGGUAUUUAAAUACAUCCAGCCAAGUUGUUUUUACACUUUGUUGCCACUCUUCAUGACAGAGGUUGCUUUAUAGCAAUUUGUUACACAAGCAGAACCCUCUAAUGGUCAGAUUCCAGCAGAACCAAUCACGUCUUGCAUGAACAAAAUUCCUACUGAAUGUGUGUAAAAGCAUAUUAUAAGCAGUAGUUUGACUGAAAGCAGGAAAAUGUACAUAACACCAAAUGCUUGGUUCCUGGUCAGCUUUAUUUGCUGCAAAACUUUGGUGACCCUAGUAAGCAAAUGCAGCUUAAAAAAGAGAAACUAUUUAAUUUUUCGCUCAUUCCUGUAAGGAAGGGUUGCACAGUUCAACACGCAGCGUGCUUCCUCUGGUUCUCAAUCACUCCAGCAAAGAGUAUGCUCAGCACUGGUUACCCAUGUAGGCUGCAUAAAUAAUAAAAUGAAAUAAUUGCUCUGAGGAAAUGAAUAUUAAGUUAUUAUUUUAAUUGUUCCUUCUAAUUUGUGAAACUUUGCUGGUUUUGUAGAUAAAAACCCAUGCAUGAGUAAUGGUCACUUUCCUUUUGCUUAAUCUGGGUAUGUGUUAUCGGUGCCUCUAGGGUUAAGAUGGAGUUACACUGACCAUCUACUUGAUAACAUUUAGAACCCACUGGAUUUUGUUGUUGCAGUAGCAGCUGCAUACGUGCAAUAGAGCCCGACAUGUAAGUGAAUGAAUGCUCAGAGUAUAGAGAAGUGCAGGGAAUACCGCACAUUUGCUGAGAUUUUGUAGCCUGAAAGUCGUUUCAGUUUGUUGCUUCUGAACAGUUCCUCUGUCUGCCGUUGUUACAGAACUUAAUUGCAACAGAGCUGGUAGAAUCUUAAAGCUAUACUGACUUAUGACUGUAUGAAUUCACUGUGAGGUGAAAAACUGCCAUGGUUUUGCUGACCGUUUAACAUUUUAAGAAUUCCUCUAAUUUUGGGAGAGAAAGGUAAUCUGCUAUCAGAACAUCUCCUGGGAAAAUACUGAGUGCCAGGUCAGGCAAGAUGAGAUAUAUUUUCUACUACAUUAACCUGUCCAUGGAAAGAAUCGUAUAGAUAUAUAAUGUUUCUAAGAAUGUGGAAUACUGAAAGUAUUCCAUGGGCAAGAGGAACCUGGAGUCAUUAAUAGAUAGUUCCAUGGCUCUUGGGGAAUUUUCAGAUUUACUUUAGCCAAGGAAAACUCCUUUUCAGGCAAAAUAAAAUGUGUGUGUGUGUGUGUGUUUGUUUGUGUGAGUUAAGGGGAAAUGUAUCUAAAGAUGAUGCCUUGGUAAAUGUGUUCUACUUUUAAAAUGAACAGUAAGGACAGAAGAUAUAAAUUAAUCUUUACUCUAGAGCUUUAGUGUUUAAGAGCUGAUAAAGAAAUCCACAUGUGUUCAUGUCCCUUUCUAACCCUGCUUCACUUGUAUUUCCUUUGUACCAUCAACAACACCAAGAAUUCACCUAACCCAUGUAGCAUUUUCGUUUUAAUCCAAAUUCCUGGCUUGUGUUGCUAGUUGCUUAUAGGGAACCAACAAGCCAAGUAUUUGUAUUGCCACCAUUCUCCCAGGAAAAGCUGUGGCUAGGGCUAGCAGAUCACUUGAAAAAUGAAGGGAAAUGCCUCAGUUCAGCCCUGUUACAUGGAUUUAUUAGACUUGUUCUUGUGUUUCAAGUGCUCUGGUACCCCUAGUUGUGCCAAUAAAAGAACUGCAGUGGUGGGCAGUACGUUCUAGACAUUCAUGUUUUGUUUUCCAUCUAACAAACCUAUUGUGCAUUACUAUUACAAGCCACAUGCUUGCAGCCUCAUUCAUUUUUUUAAAUGCAUGCUUAUGUACUCAUGCCAUUAACACAUUUCCUUUACUUUUCAUUUACAGCGAUGUGGUUGCAUGAUCGCAGGCAGGGGCAGCUCGUUGCAUGACUUAGCUUAUUCCUUUGCUCGGGAUGGCAUUACCUGCAGGCUAACCAGCUUUUGAGGCGCAGAUCUAACAUAUAUUUUGGAUAUUUUUUCUUUUUUGUGCUUUCAUUCCUCAUUGCCUCAAGAACCUCCCAGUUGUGGCAAAUAAUGGCUUAGUUUUAUAAACUAACAUAUUAUUUAACAAUUUCUGUAAUUAUCGCCUCUUCUUCCUUGGAAAAUUUCUAUUUCAAUGUUGUACUAUAAAUCUCUUUUCCUUUAGUAAAAAAUGCCCCUAUUCACUGAUCUGGAUAAAGAAUAAAAUAUGAAGAUUUGAAUACCCCACACAUUUAUGUUCAUUGUGUGCAAUAUAAGUUUUUGUACUGUUUUCCUUCCAUGUUUUGUGUUUAAAUUUGUCCACUUAAUGGAAUGUACAUGGAACCACUAGAGCCAAAUCAAACCGUACCCUAUGGGGUAUGGCGUUCAUUGUCAGUGCAACUAUUUGCGCUUUGUACAACUGAAAUACUUACACUUCCCACGCAUUUUGAGCAUCACAGAGCUAUUUGUUUACAUGUUCUCGCUCUCUUUUUUUUUUUUUGCUCUACAUAUGUAAUAAGAUUUUAUCCUAAAUUAUAUAUAUUGCUGCCUAUUGUAUGUUAAUAAUAAUUUUCUAAUUAUACUUGUAAUUAAUUUGCAUAUAUUUGGCGUCUUAGCUUUUAUUUAAACUGGUGCUUAUGCUUUAAUUUCUUUUGUUUUUCUUAAAUAUCCUGUAUUUAUACAAAUGUAUAUGAACUUAGACACAAAGAGCCAAUGGCUCAGGUUUGGGUUGUUUUCUGUUUACUGGAUAAUGAAAGUGGACAGAAAAGCAAAGAGACAACUUCAGUAUUAUAUUGUAUCAUAAAGCAGAUCAUUCAUAUAUAAUUUUAAUGUAAAAAAUCUGAUCCAUUUUUAAUGUAAGUUUUUAUGUUUUCAUAAAAUUCAUUUCAGUGCGGCCCGAUUUUGGUUGACAAAGGUUCAGUCAUAUCUGUCAGUGACGUUCAUGCAAGGGACACACAACUACAUUCUGUAAAACCAACCUGUCUUAUCUGUGAUCAUAGGUCUCAGGGUGUGUGGGUAAUUAUCCAAACAUGUGAUUAUACUAGAAUUCAAAUCUCAUGUAGUAUGGGCACCUAUGGAGAAACCAACAUUGACAUUCUCUCAGUUUUAAGAUGCGUAAAGACAUUUAAAAAGCUACUGGCCUCUUGAGUUUUAAUGCCACUAUGGCCUCAGUUGGGUCCAAAUGAUUGUAUCAUCCCUAUUUUUUCCACCACCAGCGCAGUAAACCCCAUUUCUUUUUUACCAUCUCGCCAAAUAAGCAGAUUAUGGUUACUUUGAAGGAGAACUAAAGCUUAACAAAAAAGUACGGUAGAACUUCAGCACAUAAUGUUUUGGGCUUCUGUAGCAGGGAAUAUCUGGGUCUAUGCUCCCAGUAGCUCCCUAUCUUUUUUCUAUUAUUCAAAGUGCAUGCUCUGUGCAAAAGUUAGUUACUGAGCUUAGGGACCGACUCGCAAUAUCUUAAAUAUAUAGAAUAUAAAUGUCAUAAUACAAGGCUGAUUAGUAAUUAAUUACAUUACAGCUCAGUAACCAGUGUCAUCCUGGUCUAGCCUAAUCUCUGUGAGGCUAGAGUUUUAUUGUUAUUGUAACCUUUUAUUACUUAGCUUAUCUAUUUAGGCCCUCCUCUAUUCAUAUUCCUUUCUAUUUCAAACCACUACCUGGUUGCUAAGUUAAAUUGGACCUUACCAACCAGAUAGCUGCUGAAAUUCCAAACUGAAGAGCUGCUAGACAAAAAAGGCAAAUAAUUCAAAAACUGCAAAUAAUAAAAACUGAAGACCAACUGCAAAUUGUUUCACAAUAGCAUUUUCUGUAUCAUACUAUGUGUUGAUUUAAAGCUGAACAACCUCUUUGAGCUUAGCUUCUCUACAGCUGCCCAGACCACUCUAGCCAUUCGUGUCACUGACACUUUUAUAACAGGCUUCAAGAUGGUGAGGUCCUGUGACAACACUAAAAGCCUGAAUCAUUACUGUUAUAGAGAUACAGAAACUUCUGGUGCAGUAAGAUCAGUAUAGAAAAUAUGGCAUAUCUAGCCAUAUUUGUUUUUAUGGUUUAGUUCUCCUUUAGGAGACAUGCUUUGCAUGGGGAAUUGCAUGAUCAAUGUAAACUUUCCCACAGUUUUCAUGUGUAGUUAACAGAGAGCGCAGGGCUUGGUGCUGACUGAAUUUUGUGUAUAACUGUGAUCCAGUUGAACACUUAGAAGGGUACAGUUAGUCAGAUUAUGGUCACACCCGGUUAUAUUUGUAAAAUGAUGAUCAAUUAUGGUGCUGGGCAUCACCUUCUGACUGCAGGUUGGCCCCAAUUCUUAUAGAUAUCAUUAUGGAUAAGACAGUUUGGGCUGACCAUUUAUUUUGUCAAACAGAAUCCGUUGCUAUUCAUGAAAAUAAGGCACAGAUUGGCACAUUUUUAUUUUACUACAAACUAUUUUUAAAAGAAAGCUCUGUGUGCCUCCUAUUACUAUACAAGUAAUUGUAUCCACGUGUUGUCCGGCAAUGGAAAACAUUUAGCACCUUCAGUCAUUCAGGCAUGUGAAUCGCCUUCUCUCCAUGAAAGGCAAACACCAAUUACCCCUAAAGAACAGCAAAUAACAUAUCAGAUAUCAGAAGUUUGCAGUCUUUUGGCUUUCUUUUCAUUGUGUUAAAAUGUUUUGUUUUAAUUUAGAAGAACAUGAUAUAAAUUGGAGGGGAGCCAUUUCUUGCCGUUGCCAAUCGCAUAUAUACAUUGGGUAAUAAGUACAGAGAUUACGCGCCAUUUUGCUUUACUCUCUUUAGGUGAAUGUGUUUUUCUUUUGACUUCAGUGACAAUUUUUAUAAAUAGAAAGACAGCCUUAGAAAAUACAGUUUGAGUGCAAAGAAAAAAUGAGGCAAAUCAUCUGCUGCCCACUCUAGGAUGCCAGGAGCCCUGUUCCAGGCAUAUCGUGGCACAAUGGGGCAUAUUUCCCAGACAUCUCCAUGCUCCUUAUCUGUUUGUUGGCUCUCGAUGACCUAAGUGGCAGCUGAACUUAUUUGUAGUACGUCUUAAAAAUAAAAAGGCACAUAAAUUCCAAACCUCCAUGUAAUAACCACGUCACUGUGCUCAGAGUAUCAACAACUUCUCUGUAGGCAAUGUUUUUAAGACUGAAUUUGUAUAUAGAAGGGAAAUGUACAUUUUUCCAUUCAUGGCUAAUGAAUUGGGAGACCUGUCUGACACACAGGGUUUAAAGCUUCCAGUGAUACCAGAAGUGUACUUUUGUUAAGUAACAUGUAAAUAAACAUUUCUUUAAAAAA
Messenger RNA from Xenopus tropicalis (tropical clawed frog), 8677 nucleotides. RefSeq names its product hook microtubule-tethering protein 3 (gene hook3). Gene Ontology annotation, molecular function: microtubule binding. The record is from RefSeq and is a predicted model, not a curated record. Gene Ontology annotation, cellular component: cytoskeleton; Golgi apparatus. Gene Ontology annotation, biological process: cytoskeleton-dependent intracellular transport; cytoplasmic microtubule organization. NCBI's taxonomy places the organism in Eukaryota, Metazoa, Chordata, Amphibia, Anura, Pipidae. Bases 591 to 2747 code for a protein of 718 amino acids. The transcript has 22 exons.